AUACUUCCGCCCCUGGUUCUGUCUCCUAUCUCGACUCUGCCUUCUCUCUGUGGCUGCCUGCACACCCAGGGUUGUACGUGACAUGAAAGCCUCUCUUAUCUCGCUGUUUGCUUGCACAGCUCUCUUGCACCUUCCCAUGCCGGAGUCUCUUCUCGUCCAACCAGCCUUUCAAGGCGCGGUGGAUCCUUAUCUCCGGGUCCCAGAGAGCCGGGGCGCUGGCUGCAGGUGGCGAUAGGAGCCGAACUACAGCUCCCAGCAGUCUCCGCUUCGGGUCAGCCACCCGCGGCCCAAACCGGCAGUAGCGCUUCUCCGUGGGAGGUUCUCACCUUUGGUAUCGGUAGCAGGCUCAGGAACCCCAGCGGCUAAGGGGUCAGUUUCGAGGUCGAGGGCAGUGCCCAGUGCAGUAGCGCGGGAGCAUGGCCGGGCACCUGGGCAGGCUGAGCGCAGGCCCCUGCUGGCGCGCUUUGGCGCGGGGCGGCUGCGGAGAGCUGCGUGCCUGGUCCCAGCGCUGCGCGGCCGGACGCAUCUGCCGGCCCCCUGGCACGGCUGGUACCGAGCACAGCCGUGGGCUGGCCCACGGCCCCUCGUCUGGAGGUGGCUCCCGGCCUGGGGCCGGUCUGGCCACAGCGCUAGCAGGGUUGGCAGGGCUGGCCACCGCUGCCUUCGGGCAUGUGCAACGGGCCGAGAUGGUGCCCAAGAGCUCUGGGGUGCGCAGUCCCUCGCCGGAGAGGCCACAGGAGGAUGACCUGACCCGACGCUGCAGCUGCUUUAUGGCCUUGCCUGUGACUGACUUGGGCGAGCUGCGGAAGAGGCCAGGUGACAUGAAGACCAAAAUGGAGCUACUGAUCCUGGAGACACAGGCCCAGGUGUGCCAGGCUCUGGCACAGGUAGACGGGGGCGCUAGCUUCUCUGUGGACCGGUGGGAGAGGAAGGAAGGAGGUGGCGGCAUCAGUUGUGUACUUCAAGAUGGGCGUGUUUUUGAGAAGGCUGGGGUGAGCAUUUCUGUCGUUCAUGGGAAUCUUUCUGAGGAAGCAGCAAAACAAAUGAGAAGCAGAGGAAAAGUUUUGAAGACUAAAGAUGGUAAAUUGCCAUUUUCUGCUAUGGGUGUGAGCUCUGUUAUCCACCCUAAGAAUCCUCAUGCUCCCACUAUCCAUUUCAACUACAGAUACUUUGAAGUAGAAGAAGCUGAUGGUACCAAGCAGUGGUGGUUUGGUGGUGGAUGUGACCUCACUCCAACAUACUUGAACCAAGAGGAUGCUGUACAUUUUCACAGAACUCUAAAGGAGGCUUGUGACCGGCAUGGUCCAGAUCUCUACCCCAAAUUUAAAAAAUGGUGCGAUGAUUACUUUUUUAUAACCCACCGUGGAGAGCGCAGGGGCAUUGGUGGUAUCUUUUUUGAUGAUCUUGACUCUCCAUCAAAGGAGGAGGUGUUUCGUUUUGUGCAGAGCUGUGCCCAGGCUGUGGUUCCUUCUUAUAUUCCCCUUGUGAAAAAGCACUGUGAUGACUCAUUCACCCCCCAGGAGAAGCUGUGGCAGCAACUUAGAAGAGGACGGUAUGUAGAAUUUAAUCUGCUGUAUGAUCGGGGCACAAAGUUUGGCCUCUUCACUCCAGGAUCCAGGAUUGAAAGCAUCUUGAUGUCUUUACCUCUAACUGCCCGAUGGGAGUACAUGCAUUCACCUUCGGAGAAUUCCAAAGAAGCUGAAAUUCUGGAAGUUCUGCGCCAUCCGCGGGACUGGGUGCAUUGAUGCAGGCAGAGCUGUGUGGGGUUUGGAGGACACAGUUGUGUGCCCCCUCCACCAGCAGGCACUGUUACCACUGUGUGGUACUGAGUUCCCUGUGCCUUUGGCCCCAGUCUUCUCCAGUCUGGGCCUGAUCUUGUCAGGUGGUAAAAUAUUUUGGAUGCUGUCAGACUGUGGCAGAUGGUUGGUCAAUUGUUCUGCAUAAACUCAUUUAUACUUUUAGAAUAAUUUUAUGUGUCUAGUUUAUAAAAUUUGAAUCAAGUUUCUAGGUAUUAAGAUAAGGGAAUACAAAUACUAUAAUGCAUACCAGGAAACUCCUCAUCUUAUUUUUGUUUCGUGUAUUUUUUAAAAUUUUAGAUUCUACCAUAGUAGUUAGUCAUGGGAUGUGUUUUAUCUUUAUUAAUUCAGUGAAGUUGAGACUUCUUGGUAAUUUUGGAAUGAAACUUUGAAGGUCAAAUUUUGACUUGUCAUUAUUGAAGUCUCUUUGAUGUAAUCUUUAUGUAUCUUUCUCUACAUACCAUAAUAUUGUAAAGUAUUCAUUUUUAUAAUGACAGGUAUUUAAAAGCACUUGAAAUUUUCUCAGUGUCUGCAUGUGUUAUAAUUCAGUGAUUACCAAUAGUUUUUAAUUCCUAGUGACAUUACAGUUAUUUAAAUAAGGGGCAUCUAAGUUGUAACUUUGACUUUUGUGGAGUCAUAAUUUGUUAAUGUUAAGAUUCUUUGCAUUCUUGAAUGCAAACAUGAUAUCCCUGGAUUCUGAUACUUAAAAUUUUUCUAUUCCAGACAUUUUUACAUGACAGUUUAGAUUAAGAUCAAUCCUAGGAUGUGAAUUUAGAAAAUGUUUUUCAUUUGGAAAAUGAAAAUGAAAAAUAUUUUCCUCCUUUAAAGCAAAUACAACUGGUGUUGACAUGUAGGUAUUUCGUGCAUGUAUUUCUUCAUAAAUUGGACUAAUUGAAAUUGUCCUGUUUCCUAAGUUAGAGAUUCUUCAACUUUUAUUUUUGCUCUUAAGAAAAAAAAAACCACAACAUAUAGUAAUAUGAAUGUAUUAUUUGAUUCAUAAUAUAUUGAUGUUUGUGAGAAACAGUGUCUCAUACAUUAAGCAUUAUCCUGGAUUGUUAAAUGUUUGUGAUUGUGUGUGGCUCUUUUAGGACUAGAAAAAUGUACAGACUCUUCAACUGUCUUACAAUAGACUCACUAAUAAAUUUUAUUAUAGAAUAAGA
Messenger RNA from Sciurus carolinensis (gray squirrel), 2956 nucleotides. RefSeq names its product coproporphyrinogen oxidase (gene Cpox). The record is from RefSeq and is a predicted model, not a curated record. Lineage: Eukaryota; Metazoa; Chordata; Mammalia; Rodentia; Sciuridae. The coding region runs from base 417 to 1745 and encodes 442 amino acids. Gene Ontology annotation, cellular component: cytoplasm; mitochondrial intermembrane space. Gene Ontology annotation, molecular function: coproporphyrinogen oxidase activity. The transcript has 7 exons.